Messenger RNA from Carassius gibelio (silver crucian carp), 6891 nucleotides. RefSeq names its product kinesin-like protein KIF26A. Gene Ontology annotation, molecular function: ATP binding; microtubule binding; microtubule motor activity. The transcript has 12 exons. Gene Ontology annotation, biological process: microtubule-based movement. The record is from RefSeq and is a predicted model, not a curated record. NCBI's taxonomy places the organism in Eukaryota, Metazoa, Chordata, Actinopteri, Cypriniformes, Cyprinidae. The coding region runs from base 706 to 5529 and encodes 1607 amino acids.
GCAAAGCGAGAGGGAUAAGGUGAAAGCGACUCACCAGAUUGAGAGAGACGCGGACUUCUGCAAGGGUUUCCCAGGAACAGCAGUAGCAGGAAUCUACUCUUUUUUUCCCCUUUUCCCCCUUUUACACUGCCUUCCCUGGGAGAUCUGUCAAUGGGAGAGCGGUGGAGAGGAGUGCAAAAGAGAGGGAGGACAUGCCCCCGCCCAGCUUUGAUGCAGAGGUGAAGUGAGGGCUAAGGAGGGAAGAGGGAAAGAAAUGUGUUGAAAGUUUUGGGUUGCAAACUCUUCCAAUUGGUGAGAGGAAGUGCCAAACUUUGGGAAGUCGAUCACCGGUGACUUGCUCUGUGGCAAAAAAUGUAUCUCUGCAGGAGCGCAACAUACUCGUUUGUUCUACAGAUACAUUUUGAGGGUCGUCAUGAGCAUUUCUGACAUCUCCUUAUUGCCCUGUUCAUCUCGUCGCAACUGUAUCCACUUCCUCAUCUCGGAAUUGGCAUGAAAUGGACCCCUGAUGACAGUGACAGUAAUCACAUCGCCCCGUCCUCCAGCUGACACUUUUAGCCCCCUGUCUCCAGCCCACCUUCCACACCCGCCCCGCCUCGCUCUCACAAUUGCUGGGAGUCAUGGAGUGCUCUCACCGGAGUCUGGAAUGAACAAGUUAAAAAGCUGCUUUUCUCACCAUUGUGAUGAUAUGCCCUCUGAACUGAGAUAAUGGAUUGGAGAGAACUGGCUGCCCAGAAGCUGAACCUCUCCAAACGGAAGAAGUGCCAGCCACUUCCACCUUCCCCACCUGACCCAGAAGAGCCGUUCUUCUACACUGAUGGCUUCAGUGCUGCCCUGCAGCUCUCACCCCCACCUGUACCCCCAUGUCUCCUCAGGGCAGGGUCAAAGGUUAAGGACAGCCCCGGCAUGGGAAAGGUGAAAGUAAUGGUGAGGAUAUGUCCUGCCAAAGGAUCUCGAGACACCUCAGAAUCCAUGUCCUUUCUCAAAGUAGACGGCCAUAAGAAACAGCUGACCUUUUUUGAGCCACCCUGUGCACGCUCCACCUCUUCCACCGCCCCAAAGAUGUUUACCUUUGAUGCUGUCUUUACCCAGGAUGCUUCACAGGCAGAAGUGUGCUCAGGGACAGUGGCAGAGGUUAUCCAGUCUGUGGUCAACGGGGCAGAUGGCUGCAUCUUCUGUUUUGGUCAAGCCAACCUCGGCAAAAGCUACACCAUGAUCGGCAGGGACAGCUCUAUGCAGAGCUUGGGUGUAGCACCCUGUGCUAUCUCCUGGCUCUUCAAGCUCAUCGAGGAAAGGAAAGAGAAAACUGGCACAAGAUUCUCCAUCCGCGUGUCUGCUGUGGAAAUCUGUGGCAGGGAGGAAGUGCUGAGAGACCUGUUGGCUGACGUUUCCACACAGACUUUCCAGAACAGUCAUGGUGCAGGAAUUUCCCUGCGAGAGGAUCCGGUCUGUGGAUCACAGCUGCAGAACCAGAGCGAGUUGCGGGCGUACUCUGCAGAGAGAGCGGCGUUCUUCCUGGAUGCAGCUCUGGCGGCACGCAGCACCAGCAGACCUGACUGUAAGGAAGAGGACCGCCGGAAUUCUCAUAUGCUCUUCACUCUACACAUUUCCCAGUACCCUAUGGAGAAGAGCACCAAAGCAGGAAUGUCUGGGAGUCAUAGCCGUCUGCAUCUUCUGGACUUGGGCAGUUGUGAGUCUGAUCGGAGUCAAACACGAGAUGGAGGGAGAGGCCAAUGUCUGUCAAUGGCUGCUCUUGGAAAUGUCAUCCUAGCCUUGGCCAAUGGAGCCAAGCAUGUGCCAUACAGAGACAGCAAGCUUACCAUGCUGCUGAGGGAAUCACUGGGCAACAUCAACUGUAGAACCACCAUGAUCGCCCACAUCUCUGAGUCGCCAGCCAGUUAUGCCAUAUCUCUCACCACUGUGCAGCUUGCUUCCCGUAUUCACCGCAUGAGAAAGAAGAAAUUCAAGUAUGCAUCAAGUUCCUCUGGAGGAGAGAGCUCCUGUGAAGAGGGACACAUCAGACCGAGACCUAUCUACCCUCGGACUGUGGCUCUUGACCCAGACCACCCUGCAAUGUUAUCCGGUGACCCAGAUUACUCCUCCAGCAGUGAGCACUCAUGUGAUACAGUGAUCUAUGUAGGGCCUGGUGGGACCCCUAUUUCUGAUCGUGAACUCAGUGACAAUGAAGGCCCACCAGCAUUUGUUCCUAUCAUUCCCUCCCUGAACAAGAGGCAUGUAAAAGAGGGACCUAAGUCUGAUGGGGACCACCUCAAAUGUAACACCUUUGCAGAGUUACAAGAACGGCUUGAAUGUAUUGAUGGCAGUGAGAGCACAUCUGUUUUCACCAUUGAAGGAAAAGGCCAACUGACAGCCUUCAAAAGUGGAGUUGAAAGUGUGACAGAAGGGGCUUCUGUAUCAUCCAGGACCGCAAAGUCCUCUCUUCAGAAGUCUGCACACCUGCAACAUGGGGCCACAUCUGAAAUUAACACAACUUUAAGGCAAGAUUCAGAGCCUUUUGUCAGAGAGAAAGUCUUUAGUAGAGUACCUAUACAAAAGCCCAAUGCCUCUUCAUCCUUGCAGAGCAUCUCAAAAACCUCAGUUUUGAAUUCUGAGUCCAGUUUAACCAUACGGGCACCUCCAGUAGGUAUGAGUCAACAAGCCCUAAGGCAGGGAGAACUCCAUGAAUCCCCAAUUACUGACAGAUCCCAUCACCUCAGUAGAAAUCCUGUAGAGGUGAGCCACCUAUGUGCUGCUCUGAGGAACAGGUGCCUUGACAGGGAUGUUUUAAGGACUACAGUUACACUGCAGCAGCCUGUGGAGCUCAAUGGAGAGGAUGAGCUGGUGUUUAUGGUGGUCGAAGAGCUGCCUUCUGGUCUGGUUCCAGACAGUGGGAGACCAUCCAGCAUCAUUAGCUUCAAUACAGAGUGUUCUUUGCAGCCCCUGGCAUCUCACUCACGGUCUGUUAGCAUUAUCAGCAGCAUCAAUGAUGAGUUUGAUGCAUACACAUGCCAGAUGAGCAGGUCCCAGCUGAACCAAGGUGCUACUACUAAGUCACAGGAGGAAUUUACAGCUGGACAUACAACUGCACAUUCUUCAAUCCAGUCCUGGUCUUGCAAGACAAAUAUUUGUACCCAAAGUUGUGAUAAGACUAAAGGGAGCCUUUUAUCAAAGGGAGUGCGCAAGGGACGAUUCAGCAGCUCUAUGAUGGAUUUACCUGGUGGUUUACAGACAGAGUCUUUCACCCAGCAAAGAACAAAUAGUCCACUGGGUGACAGUGGAAUUUGCUUUUCAGAACUAGACUAUGAUUCUGCAACAAUUGACAAAUUGUCCAUAUCUAAGUGCCCUCUAUCUCAUGACAGUACCAAAGCAUCCCUCGGUGGUCCAAAGACGAUAAGAUCCAAUAGACUCAUGACCUCACAGUCUGCCCAAAUCUCAUUCUCCCUCCCUCGAAAAAGCACCCAAACUGCAUCUUCUAGCAGUAGCUACAGCCAUGAGCUACAACAUCAAAGUAGCAGAAUAGAUGAACAAUGGACCCACACUAGUAGUGGGCUGCACUCGGCCAGGAAUUCUGAGUUUAAGUCUGUUAACAAACCACCAAAAAAUGGCACAAGUUGGAUUCCGUCUAGAAAGACAGGCGGGAAUAGCAACAGUGUACCUCGCCCUCCUAAAAUGCAUGUGUCAUCCACAUCUCAAAGGGUUGUGGAUGGUUGUGAAAAGUUAAGCAUUAAGAAAGGGGACCUGAGCAAGAUGCCUCAGCUGAAGAGGGGAGCCACCACUCUCGGCAUGGUCUCAGUGCCCCGUAGUUCAAAUGAGAUGAAAUGGGGUAAUGAUUCCUCACAAACGAAUGGUAGCCUAAAUUUCUCAUCUUUAGGAAAGAGAGCUUAUGGACAGAAAGGUAGUAUAUUUCCUAAAUCUGGAAGCAUGUCACCCCCUGCUCCACCUAUCCAAAAGUCAAACCUCGACCAGAGGACACACAUUUUGUUGUCUCCAAGUGCCUUAAAGUCUGUAGGUAAUGAUGGAACAAAAUUGUCUUCCUCCAAAGCAUCAGUUUCCGAGGAGGACAUUGAUGUGCGAGUAAGAGGGGAAUGCUUUAGCUUUAAGUCAUCCAGUCUGAAGACUGCUUCUAGUCUCAGAUCUCAUAAUGCUAAAGGAGAAAAUGGAAGGCAUUUUGGUAGUCUUAUGUCCCUUGAAAGGUGUGGCAGUUUAACCUCAGUGGGUUCCAAACCAGUACCCUCAAAGGAAAACAGUAAUGUCAGUCUCAGUAGCACUGACAAAUCUGCUAAAAUGGUGCCAAAACUUGGGAUGCCCUGUUCAAUAUCAACACCAACCCCUACUUCCCCUCCGUCUUCUAGUGGAAUUUGUAAGCUUGGACAGAUAAAAGCCAUUAUAUCUCCUAGAUCCAUUGUUGGGAAUGGAAACAAAGGAAAGGCCUUGUCGAGCACUGGUUCAAAGUCUUUUAGCACCUCCACCAAGUUCCUUGCUGUGUCAGCUGCUCAGAAUACCAGUCUACCUCCAACUGGAAAACCCCCAACUCGCUCUGUCAUAGGCUCCAAUGCUAAACAAGGAAGGGGCACUAUUAUGGGCACAAAGCAAGUGGUUCGUGUAGCCAACAGUCGGGUCAGUGAGUUAGCAGGUGGAAGCUCCAAGAAACACCUCAGGGGCACUGACCAAGCAGAUGGCAACAAUGAUGGCAGAAUGUCCAGCGAGACCCAACUGGCUGCUCCUUUGCCCUCUCCUUACAGCAAAAUCACGCCCCCUCGCCAUCCUCAGCGCUACAGUAGUGGCCAUGGUAGUGACAACAGCAGUGUACUUAGUGGUGAACUGCCCCCUGCCAUGGGGCACACUGCACUUUUUUAUCACAGUGGAGGCAGCAGUGGCUAUGAGAGCAUGAUCAGGGACAGUGAAACUACAGGCAGUGCAUCUUCUGCCCAUGAUUCCAUGAGUGAGAGUGGAGUGUCCAGGUCUACUCGAACAAAGGCCUCAAAAUCUCCCAAAAAGAGAUCCAAUGGCCUGCAGCGACGCCGUCUGAUUCCUGCUCCUCUGCCAGACACCUCUUCUCUGGGCAUGAAGGUUGGUGCAGCAGCCCAGUGGGUCGAUCUACCUCCACUGGGGGGUACUAUGAAGGAACCCUUUGAGAUCAAAGUGUACGAGAUUGAUGAUGUGGAGCGCCUUCAGAGACGCAAAGAAAGGUUGGCAGAGGGUUUGCAGUACUUCAGCGCACGCCUUAGGAUGUUGGAGAAGAGGCAGCAGCAGAUCAGGGAGAUAAGAGCCAAGCAUGAGAAGCUGAAAAAAGAGUUGGAGGAUGCCAAGACUUGUCUCAUGCUGGACCCCAUUAAAUGGAUAGGAGAAUUUGAUGUGGACCCAGAUCUGGACCAGGAGUCGCAGGAUUACCUGGAGGCUCUGGCCCAGGCCACAGGAGACCUGGAGUUUUGUGUCAACCUAUGCAAGUCUCGUGUGAUGAUGGAGACCUGCUUUGAUAUCGCAGUGCCCGCGAUCCCAGGACAGAGUGGACAACAGGAGAUGGAGGUCUAAAAGAGAACAAAACAGGACUGUGAGUUACAGCAAGACCCCUUUUUUCUGGGGUUGAGACUGUCCUUCUUGGAACAACACAAAUGAAGGUACUGAAUAAGUAUGGUUAGAAACUCCAUUAAAUGCUGAGAAACAGAGACCGAAUGGAAUAAGACUAAGAACGUUUCCUGCGAUUUUGAUUAAGCUUUACCAGGAAGUGCCUUAAACCCCCAAAAAUCCCAAGAACUAUCUUUGUUUGAUGAUUGGUGCUAAUAUUGAGACCAGCUUUCCCAAGUACACUUUGAAAAACAAAGUAUUUUGCAUUGCAAUGCAGUGUAGUCUAUUUAUAAGAGCUAAAGUGAUUAAAAAUAUUGUUUUAAAUAUUAAACACAAAAAAGUAAAAAAAUUCCCCAUACUAUAAUUAUCAUACAAAAACUUGCUUGUUUUUUUAUUUUAUUUACAGUCAUUCUGCAUAAAACCCCUGUUAUACUUCACUUUGGCAAAGUAUACUUUGGGGUUAAUGAUUGGCUCUCUGAUGACAUGUCAUUUCCCCUGAUCCAGAGCUAGUAGCCUACUUUAACUGAUUGGAGCAGCUGGUGGCAAGUCAGAAAUUAGAGCUGGUCUCAAACACUUCUCAGGACAUCAAACCGAAGUGAGUUUGUAUUUACAAAUUUCAGUGUGUGUGGUAUGCGUCAUACUGUAAUGUAUGCAUGUGUCUGUUCUUCUCUGAUCAUGCAACAUCCAGCAUUUAGCUGGUAUCUUUUAACGUGGUAAACAAAUCCACUUUAUCUACCUGAACUUCAAACGAUUAUGCCUUUCUUUGUUGAAAAUGUUCAGAUUUACAAAAGGCUAUCAUCUGACAAAUUCACAGCACAGGACCUUCUCACUGUGUCUUGUGAUUUUUAUCUUCAGCCUCUGAUGUUUGAUGAUUUGUGUGUCUCUGGAGAGAAGCGUAACUGCUGUUUCUCAUAAAGAAACAAACAAAACAAAAAAUAGAUUAUAUGGAUUUGCAAAGGUUUGAAAUGGAAUAUGUGGAUAUUUUCUUAAAAUUCUUUCCUUUGUUUUUGUUGUUAAAUAAUAAUUUAAAAGAGAGAGAGAGAAAAAAAGAUCAGGCCUUUUUUUUUUCUCCAAGUUGCUGCAUGACAUUUUUGAGUUAAUUAUAUAUAUAUAUAUAUAUAUAUAUAUAUAUAUAUAUUUCCUUUUUGUUUUGUAUGUUAGUCUGUGAUUUCUACUAAUACUUUAACAGAUUUGUCAAGCAUUCAGACUUUUAAUUUCUAUGACAUUUUACCAGUUUUCCUGCUUUGUACUGUACAGUUUUUUUAAUCCUUUUUUAAAAACCAUGUAUACACUAAGUUUUCAUUACCAUAACAUUAUGAAUAAAAAAAU